GCGUGCGCACUGAUACGCCAGGGCGCCGCCUAAACCCUACCGCCGGCCAGCAAUGGCCGACGGCGUGUGGCUGUCGGGUUUACUGGCGCUGCUCCUUGUAUCUGCGCUGCCGGUGGUCCUCGGAGACCGCCCCAGCCCUGAUCUCCGGGCACACCCAGGGGACCAAGCCCAGGUCGGCCCUGGGGCCACGGAACCUCGGCGGCAGUCUCCGCCGAAGGACCAGCGCGAGCGGGCCCGGGGCGGGGCGCUGCCUUGGAGGGCGUUGUAUACCGCAGCCAUCGUCGCGUUUGUGCUGUACAAGUGUUUGCAGGGGAAAGAUGAGGCCGCAGUUCUCCAAGAGGAGGCAGGCAAGAAGGAAUCAGCGCAGUCAGAGCAACAACUGGCCCAGCUGACACAAGUGCUGGCCCAGACAGAGCAGCACCUGAACAGUUUGAUGGCGCAGCUGGACCCUAUCUUUGAGCGUGUGACUACUCUGGCUGGAGCACAGCGGGAGCUUCUGAACACAAAUCUACAGACUAUCCAUCAGCUGAUGCAAGACAGCAAGCCAGACAAGGGUGUAGAGGUUCCAGAACCAGAGGCCACCUUACUCUUUCCUGAAGACUUACGUAUAGAGAAGGAAGCUGCUGACAGUGAGGCCUGUGAGGAGUCCAUACACUGGAGUACAGAGACAUGGAACCUGGCUACUUCCCGGAAAGUGGAGCAAGGGCUAAGGAGAAGAUGCAGCAAGGCUGCGGCAAAGGGCCCCAGUCACGGGGUGGGGGCUCUGGGGGCGGUGCAGCUGAAGGUUUAAUAAAGCAAUUUGUCCUUGUGACUGGA
Molecule: messenger RNA, 816 nt
Organism: Tupaia belangeri chinensis (Chinese tree shrew)
Lineage: Eukaryota; Metazoa; Chordata; Mammalia; Scandentia; Tupaiidae
Gene: CCDC107
Product: coiled-coil domain containing 107
Exons: 6
Coding region: 53-790 (245 amino acids)
Source: RefSeq, a predicted model, not a curated record